Messenger RNA from Caenorhabditis remanei, 801 nucleotides. RefSeq lists its product as uncharacterized. Gene Ontology annotation, cellular component: extracellular region. Lineage: Eukaryota; Metazoa; Nematoda; Chromadorea; Rhabditida; Rhabditidae. Gene Ontology annotation, biological process: chitin catabolic process; carbohydrate metabolic process. The record is from RefSeq and is a predicted model, not a curated record. The transcript has 5 exons. The coding region runs from base 1 to 801 and encodes 266 amino acids. Gene Ontology annotation, molecular function: chitinase activity; chitin binding.
AUGCAUGAAUUCUCAAAAUCUGUCAACUCAAUGCUUUCAAAAUAUUCUUUCAAUGGAAUCGAUAUAGAUUGGGAAUUCCCAGUGUGGAGUAGAGAUGCAAAGAAGACAGAUCGAGCGCAGUUUGGACCGUUUUUGAGGAUUCUAAAAUCCCACCUCCAACCUUCCGGUCAGAAAUUAUCCGUUGCUGUCUCCGGUCCCCCGACCAUUUCCAGAGUUGCCUAUGACGUGGAUGCUCUUGUUAAAUACGCCGACAUGGUGCAAAUAAUGAAUUACGACUUCCACGUGUUCAACAAGUUCACAAAUCCACUAGUCGGUUUCAAUGCUCCAUUGCAUCCGAUGAGAGUGGAAAUUUCGGUUUUAGGGGAGAUGAACUCGGAAGCCUCGAUGACCACCUGGUUCGACCUGGGUCUUCCCAAAAACAUCUCCUACUUUGGUAUCCCAACAUAUGCCCGUGCCUACCAACUCCUCACUCAUUACCUCCAUAAACCGUAUUCUCCUGCCACCAGAAGUCGUCCCGAACUCACAAAUUAUCCGGAUGUCUGCAUUUUCGCUGAUAGCGGGUAUUAUACAAGUGUAUGGAAUCACAAUGCACAAGCCCCUUAUUUGUAUGGAAAAGACGGUUUGUGGGUAUCCUAUGAAAACGAACGAAGUAUGCUUGCCAAAAUGGCAUUCGCAAGGAAACUCGGAGUAGCCGGGGUGAUGGUUUUCUCUAUCGGAAGUGAUGAUUUCGAAGGAAAAUGUGGAUUCGGGCGGUACCCUUUGUUGACGAAAAUUGCAAAGUUGGCCAAAGAUGAACGAUAA